This is a messenger RNA of Medicago truncatula (barrel medic), 3719 nucleotides long. RefSeq names its product disease resistance protein RUN1. Gene Ontology annotation, molecular function: ADP binding. The record is from RefSeq and is a predicted model, not a curated record. NCBI's taxonomy places the organism in Eukaryota, Viridiplantae, Streptophyta, Magnoliopsida, Fabales, Fabaceae. The coding region runs from base 141 to 3446 and encodes 1101 amino acids. The transcript is spliced from 5 exons. Gene Ontology annotation, biological process: signal transduction; defense response.
AAAACAAAUAAAUUAUUUGGAGUAAAAUUGACUUGGGUCAAUAUGGAUUGAUUAUUAUAUUGCAAUAGACUUGCGUGACUAUCUGUAUUUUGCAUUUUCGAUAAGGAAAGUGUUGACUGAAUGAAAUCAAUACUCCAAAUAUGAACCAUCAAUGGAUAUACGACGUGUUCAUAAAUUUCAGAGGGGACGACAGUCGUAAUAGCUUGGUUUCUCAUCUGUACGCUGCUCUCUCAAACGCGCGAAUCAACACAUUUCUUGACGAUGAGAAGCUUCACAAGGGAUCGGAGCUGCAACCACAACUAUUGAGAGCAAUACAAGGGUCUCAGAUCUGUUUAGUUGUUUUCUCGGAGAAUUACAGUAGAUCUAGUUGGUGUCUUCUUGAACUUGAAAAAAUCAUGGAAAACCGUGGUACUCAUGGUCAAAUAGUUAUACCAAUAUUUUACCAUAUUGAUCCAGCCAUUGUUCGUCGUCAGUUAGGUAAUUUUGGAAAAGCUUUAGAAAUUACAGCUAAAAAAAUGCAAUCAAAAAGGGAGAAGCAAAAACUGUUGUUGCAGACGUGGAAGUCUGCUCUUAGCCAAGCUACAAAUUUAUCUGGCUGGGAUGUCACCUCUUCCAGGAAUGAAAGUGAACUGGUGCAAAAAAUUGUUGAGGAGGUAUUGGCAAAGCUAGACAACACAUUCAUGCCUCUUCCUGAGCACACGGUUGGACUAGAGUCCCGUGUUGAGAAAAUGGUUCCAUGGAUUGAAAAUAAUUCAACAAAGGUUUGUAUGAUAGGCAUAUGGGGAAUGGGAGGGUUGGGUAAAACUACGGCAGCCAAAGCCAUCUACAAUCAAAUUCAUCGCAAAUUUGUGUACAGAAGUUUCAUCGAAAAUAUUAGAGAAACUUGUGAAAGGGAUAGCAAAGGCGGAUGGCAUAUUUGUUUACAACAACAACUUCUUUCAGAUCUUCUCAAAACAAAGGAGAAGAUACACAACAUUGCCUCUGGGACAAUUGCAAUCAAGAAAAUGCUCUCUGCAAAAAAGGUGCUCAUUGUACUUGAUGAUGUGACCAAAGUAGAGCAGGUAAAAGCCCUAUAUGAAAGUCGUAAGUGGUUUGGUGCAGGAAGUGUAUUAAUUGUUACAAGCAGGGAUGCACACAUACUUAAGUCACUUCAAGUUGACCAUGUCUAUCCAGUUAACGAGAUGGAUCAAAAGGAGUCCCUCGAGCUUUUCAGCUGGCAUGCGUUUAGACAGGCAAGUCCAAGAGCAGACUUCAGUGAGCUCUCAAGUAGUGUAAUUAAGUACUGUGGAGGACUACCCUUGGCUGCUGAAGUCAUCGGAUCUUAUUUAUAUGGCAGGACAAGAGAAGAAUGGACAAGUGUGCUAUCAAAACUAGAGAUAAUUCCUGACCAUCAUGUGCAAGAGAAACUAAGAAUAAGCUACGAUGGUCUAAGUGAUGGUAAGCAAAAGGAUAUAUUUCUUGACAUAUGUUGUUUCUUUAUCGGCAAGGACAGAGCUUAUGUUACUGAGAUUCUAAAUGGCUGUGGACUUUUUGCUAGUAUUGGAAUAUCUGUCCUCAUAGAGCGGAGCCUCUUAAAAGUUGAAAAGAAUAACAAGCUUGGAAUGCAUGAUUUAAUAAGAGACAUGGGAAGAGAAAUUGUUCGUCAAAAUUCAGAAAAAGAUGUUCGCCAAAUUUCAGAAAAAGAUCCAGGGGAGCGUAGUCGGUUGUGGUUUCAGAAAGAUGUACAUGAUGUUUUGACAAAUAAUACUGGAACAAAAACUGUUGAGGGUUUGGUUUUAAACUUGGAAACAACAAGCAGAGCUAGCUUUAAUACUAGUGCUUUUCAGGAGAUGAAGAAACUGAGACUUUUACAACUUGAUUGUGUUGACCUCACUGGAGAUUUUGGGUUUCUUUCCAAACAACUGAGAUGGGUCAAUUGGCGACAAUCUACCUUCAACCAUGUUCCCAACAACUUUUAUCAAGGAAAUCUAGUUGUUUUUGAAUUAAAAUAUAGCAUGGUUAAACAAGUUUGGAAGGAGACCCCGUUUCUGGACAAGCUAAAAAUUCUCAACCUCAGUCAUUCCAAGUACUUGAAAAACACCCCUAACUUUUCAUUAUUACCGAGUCUAGAAAAGCUCAUUAUGAAGGAUUGUCCAAGUUUGUCCGAGGUACACCCGUCCAUUGGAGAUCUCAAUAAUCUUCUUCUGAUAAAUUUUAAGGAUUGUACAAGUCUUGGCAAUCUACCAAGAGAGAUAUCUCAAUUGAUGUCUGUGACAACUCUCAUACUUGAUGGUUGUUCAAACAUUACUGAAUUGGAAGAAGAUGUAGUGCAAAUGAAAUCCUUGAAAACUCUAAUGGCAGCAAGAACUGGUAUAGAAAAAGCACCUUUUUCCAUAGUUAGUUCGAAAAGCAUUGUUUAUAUAUCCCUGUGUGGAUUUGAAGGAUUUGCACGUGAUGUUUUUCCUUGUCUCAUACGGUCUUGGAUGUCACCAACAAUAAAUUCCUUACCACAUAUCCCUCACAUGUCCUUGGGUGUAGAGAGUAAUGAUUUGCGUUUGGGCAAUCAAUCAUCAACGCUUAGAAGCUGUUCAACACCUAGAAGUGUUUGGGUACAAUGCUGCUCCGAUAUUCAAUUAACUGAAGAAUUAAAAAGAUUACUUAAUGAUCUAAACAGUGUGGAUUUUACUGAAUCAGAAACUUCACAUGCAUUACAAAUCUCAGAUCUAUCAUUGAAAUCUUUUGUUAUUACUCUUGGCAAGAGCUUAUCACAGGGAUUAACAACCACAACCACUGGUUCCAAUGAUUGUUUUGUUCUGGUUAACAAUUAUCCUUCUGGGUUAUCUUAUACAUGUACAGGACCUUCAGUCCGAUUUCGAGUGCCUGAGGAUAGUGAUUGUCACAUGAAGGGAAUUACUUUAUGUGUUGUUUAUUCAUCAACAUUUGAAAACAUGGAAACUGAAUGCCUCGUUGGUGUUUUGAUUAUUAAUUAUACAAAAUUCACUAUCAAUUUAUACAAGCGAGACACAGUAAUGUCCUUUAACGAUGAAGAUUGGCAGGGUGUAAAAUCAAAUUUAGGAGCUGGUGACAAUAUGGAGAUUUUUGUAGCUUUAGGGAAUGGUAUGACUGUUAAAGAAACAGGUGUCCAUCUUGUACAUGGCCAAUCAAGUACUAUGGAAGUUGAGUCGUCGUCAAUGACCAUGGAAGUUGAGCAAUCUAUUAUGGUAAAAAUGGAGCCAUUGCCCGAAGUGGAAGUGCAAACGCAGCCUAAUGUGAAAAUAGAUCCAUCACCUGAAGAGGAAGUACAAUCAUCCCUUGAUGUGAAAAAUGAGGCAUCACUUAUUAUCCAGAAUGAACCAUCACUGGAGCCAUCGCUUACUGUCCAGGACGAGUCAUCACCGAAGCCAAAUGAAAACAUCUUUGCAAAACUUGGAAAGAGAGUUGGUAAAUGUGUAUGCUUGAAACUAUAGAAUAGGGAUCUCAGAAAUUUAUGAUUGCCCAAUUGGGCACACUUUGUCCUAAUAUCGAAAUACCUUCCUAAAUAUUAUCAUCUUAACGACUUUACCUGUAUGUUUUUGUAGGAUACUCAUCUAGUUUUGAACUGCAUUAACUACUUAUUUAUAUAUUACCCAUUUAUCAUGUAAAUGUAAACAAUAAAUAUCAUGACAUCCUCUAAAAAAAAAACAAUUGGAUAGAAAGAUAAACUAAUGAUCUAUCCUGAAGAGGAAACUUAAGAAAAUCGA